Molecule: messenger RNA, 384 nt
Organism: Rotaria sp. Silwood1
Lineage: Eukaryota; Metazoa; Rotifera; Eurotatoria; Philodinida; Philodinidae
Source: the annotation of a GenBank genome assembly
AUGUCAGCUGAUGUUUCUAAGAAACAACAAGAUAAGGAUUCAUUGAUUUUUCAACUCGGUAUUUCUCCGACAUCAACAUCAUUUUUUGUUGUGUUAUUUAAUGAAGUGGAUAAGUUACGUUUGAUUGGUGCUCCAUAUGAACUAGUACAUGCAGUAAAGCAAACUAUUGGAGCAGAUGAAAUACAACGCGAAGAAUGGAUUUAUUUGGUAAUAGCUUAUCAAUUUAAACUGCGUGGUUAUCCAUGGGUUAACAAUGGCGACGAAGCAGGCACUUGUCGAAUGAAACUUCUCGCUUUACUUGAUUGUUUUACGUCGUUCGGUUGGCAAUUACAUGCAAGUAUUGAUAUGAGUAUAGGUUACGAAGGUCAUGAUACUGACACUUGA